Messenger RNA from Pogona vitticeps (central bearded dragon), 1347 nucleotides. RefSeq names its product cytochrome b-245 alpha chain (gene CYBA). The record is from RefSeq and is a predicted model, not a curated record. Lineage: Eukaryota; Metazoa; Chordata; Lepidosauria; Squamata; Agamidae. Gene Ontology annotation, molecular function: heme binding.
CCCCAGCCCGACCCGACGGGGCCCCCGCUCAGCCUUGGGGCCAGCGGAGCGGAGCGGAGCGCAACGGGCGGCGAUGGGGCGCAUCGAGUGGGCCAUGUGGGCGAACGAGCAGGCGCUGGCCUCCGGACUGAUUCUAGUGACCGGAGGCAUUGUGGCGGUGUCUGGCCAGUUCAAAAAUUGGGAAUAUGCAGCCUACGCGAUAGUGGCCGGGGUUUUUAUUUGCCUGCUGGAGUACCCUCGAGGAAAGCGGAAAAAGGGAUCCACCAUGCAGAGAUGCGGCCAGAGGUUUCUCACACCGGUGGUGAAAGUGUUUGGCCCUCUCACCCGGAAUUACUACGUCCGGGCCUUCCUACAUGCUGGCCUGGCGAUCCCAGCAGGAUUCUUGCUGGCCACGAUCCUCGGCACUGUUUGCCUUGCCAUCGCAAGCGGCAUCUACUUACUGGCGGCCACCCGAGGGGAAGAGUGGCAACCCAUUGAAGCGAAGCCACGUGAGCGGCCACAGGUGGGAGCCACCAUCAAGCACCCGCCGACUGAGCCGCCCCCUCGGCCUCCGGCAGAGGCCCGCAAGAGACCGGCGGACGAGGCGAGGGGCAGCAGCGAUGGCCAGGAAAACCCCCUCCCGGUCGUUGUGGAAGCAGAGUGAUGGGCCGGGCUCGUCCUCCCCAAGAAGUCCAAAGCGGGGGGGGGGAAGCGCCUGUGGCCCUCCCCUUCCAGCCCCAGCGUCCGCCAUGGGUCGGGUGCAGUUCAGCCUCCUGCGGCCGGCUCUUUCCCCGUUUGCUCCUGAAUGCCCACCUGAGCCCAGCCCCCCCCCGUGCUGCUCUUGCUGCCCGACGUGGCAGGGGGCGCGUUGUCUCCUUCUGCUGCUGCAGGCGGAGUUUCUGAGGCAUCAAGACUGGGCUUGAACGUCUUCCUGUUUCUGUACAGGAAUGGGGCCUGUUCUCUCUCGGGUCCCCCAGGUUUCUACUUUGUAAUAAAGUGGCCACUUUGGUUGUUGAACAGAAAAAAAGGGGUGCCUUCCUUGUACAAAAAUCCAGAAAGGAGCAUGGGUCACAACUUGAUGCACACGAAAGGCGUCCAAAACCAGUGAGAUUUUGAGUCUCACAUUUGGCACAGAUCUGUUGAUGUCCAGGCUGAAAAAGUGACUUAAAACUCACCUCAUUACCUGCUACUUUCAUUACCUGAAAACAAAACAAAACAAAAACCUUUGGAUGGCUGAGAAUCACAUGAAACUUGAAUAAUCUUGUCAAAAUUCCUCUAAAAAUAAUUGGUAAACAUCAUGAAUUUGUGCAAAUGAGACAAUUUCCCCCCCAAUCAGUAUCUAAUUUUUAAAAUAUAACACCCUGACAU